This is a messenger RNA of Metschnikowia bicuspidata var. bicuspidata NRRL YB-4993, 408 nucleotides long. It is a transcript of the gene TEN1, whose product is annotated as Ten1p. Gene Ontology annotation, biological process: telomere capping. The transcript has a single exon. Gene Ontology annotation, cellular component: CST complex. The record is from RefSeq and is a predicted model, not a curated record. Lineage: Eukaryota; Fungi; Ascomycota; Pichiomycetes; Serinales; Metschnikowiaceae. Gene Ontology annotation, molecular function: single-stranded telomeric DNA binding. The coding region runs from base 1 to 408 and encodes 135 amino acids.
AUGACUGUCACCAUUCUCGAUCCCGCAAAACUCUCGCUUUUCUAUCCGAAGGCGUCCGACGUCACUCCACAAAAAAUACGCGUGAUUUCUCAGGCAGUGGACUACGAUAUCUCCUCGGCACUACUCGCCGUUCAAAGGCUUCCCAAUCUAGGGCCUCUUCACGAGGAAAUCAAUCUCGAUGGUCUUGAUGCCGAGAACACAGAGCCGCAAUUGGCUCAUGUUGAUUUGUCGAAAACUAAUCACGCUUCGUCAUCUCUGUAUAUUCCGCCUGGAACUAUUGUAAGUGUUGUGGGGUUCUACAACGGAAGCAUCAUUACGGCCGUCGAAUGCAUUCCUUUGUCUGAGCAGGUCCUCCUAGGAAAAUACAUCGACACAUUGGCCGCUGUUGGAACGCUAAAACAAUUGUGA